Messenger RNA from Penicillium chermesinum, 1140 nucleotides. RefSeq lists its product as uncharacterized. NCBI's taxonomy places the organism in Eukaryota, Fungi, Ascomycota, Eurotiomycetes, Eurotiales, Aspergillaceae. The transcript is spliced from 7 exons. The coding region runs from base 1 to 1140 and encodes 379 amino acids. The record is from RefSeq and is a predicted model, not a curated record.
AUGGCUACAGACGCCACUACGCCUGUUCUGCCGCCACCGGCUGGCCAGACAUCCAACUUCGUCAACCCCGAAUACCGCGGCCAGACCUUUGUGGUGACGAGCUGCGUGUUUCUGGCGGUGGCGGUAUGCUCCCUUAUUCUCCGAGUAUGGACUCGAGUCUUUAUAGUGCGGAGCAUCUGGAUAGAUGACUACUUGAUGAUUGUUGCUCUGGUGCUCUCAUGCGUCCUUAUAGGAGUGACAUUAGACAUGACUAAUUGGGGACUGGGGGAACAUAUGUGGGAUGUACCGAUGGACCAUUUCUCUCCCAACUUCGAACAGCGGAAUCUCGCGGCGGCCGCCAUCUAUUGCGCUGCCACCGGCUUCACCAAGUGCUCCGUCCUUGUCUUCUAUACCCGGAUCUUCCCCAGUCGCAAUUUCCAUCGGUUGGUCUGGGCCCUCGUCACCAUCGCCGCCGGUUACAGUUUUGCUAGCGUUCUCGCGAACGUCUUCAGCUGCAAUCCCAUCGCCAUGUCCUGGGAUUCACGAAUCACGAAGGGGACAUGCAUGAACCGACCGGUCUUCUACUUUGCAAAUGCGGGACUGGGGAUUUUCACCGAUUUCGCAACGGUGAUGGCCGUGGUUGCGCCGGCUGCAGAUGCCGCUGCGACAGAAGAUCGCCGUGGGAACUAUCUUAAUGACGGGUUGUUCGGUCGGCAUCGUGAGCUGUAUCCGUCUCUCCUCCUUGGUCCCGUUGAUGAACAGCGCGGACUUGACAUGUACGAUCUAUCCAACCCUCCGCAGAGACUCGAACUGACAUGCCUUGGUAUAGGGAAUACUACUAAUGCCUUGAUGUGGUGUAACAUCGAAUUAAAUCUGGGGAUCACCGGCGGCUGUGUCACAGCCCUGCGACCAUUUGUCCGACGAUUUCCCAAGAAUCCUAGGCUCCUCCAAGGGGGACCACUCCCCGAUCGAAGUCCAAGAAAUCUGGAUAUCCGCUUGGAUCUCUUCCUCGCAGCGACCAACGAAACUAUUCGGAGCUUGAACCCGAAAUCGAGCACGCAUCUGCAACCCGCCGGGGAGAUGAUAACGGCAGCGAGGACUACAUUCUACCCCCGACCAUGCUCAGGUCAAGGAACCAGCGGGUAUUAUCCGGACCCUUGA